GCAUGCGCAUGGAGCAAACGAAUUGCAACACAGUGCAGACGGUUGUGAUUGAGGCAAGAAUCACCUGUAUUCUGGCAUUCAUGGUGACACACCCAUGGGGUCAGAGCGGCUGGAGAUGCGCAAGAGACAGAUGCAAAUGCACCAGGAAGCCGCGGCCAGUGUCCUCCAAUCACAGCACAGGAUGGGGAACAUGCCCACCAACGCCUCCAAUGCCUGUUGUUUCUGCUGGUGUUGCUGCUGCAGCUGCUCCUGUCUGACUGUUAUGACAGAGGAUGAGAGGAUUCAAAGAAGCACCUAUGAGAGGAGGGCAGAGGGAAUCGCAAACUGUGAUGACAGCCCCAAGCCUACUCUGGAGGAUGCGACAAUAUGGACCAUGUCGUUUGAGAGGCUGAUGAAGAGCCCCGCAGGGCGGGGCUGCUUCCGACAGUUCCUAAGGACAGAGUUUAGUGAAGAGAACAUGAUGUUCUGGUUGGCCUGCGAAGAGCUCAAAAAGGAGACCAACAAAACUGUGGUGGAGGAGAAAGUACGACAGAUCUAUGAGGACUUCAUUUCUAUCCUCUCCCCUAAAGAGGUGAGUUUGGACUCACGUGUUCGAGACGUGAUCAACAAGAACAUGCUGGAGCCCACGUCCCACACGUUUGAGGACGCCCAGCAGCAGAUCUACACUCUGAUGCAGAGAGACUCAUACCCACGCUACAUGAACUCGACAGCGUAUGCCGAAUUACUGCAGGGCCUGGAAGAACCACCACCUGCCACAGAGCCAUAGACUUCCAUUCUCCAUCAAUCACUCUACACAUUGCUCUUAGAUGACACUUGUGUAUCUUAGGUCCAGCUUUCAGUUACAGUUCACAUGUUGAUUGAUCAAUAGGCUCUAUUUACAAAAAUGUCGAUAUUAAGGUGUAACUACUGUGUGCUACCUUAAAUAUUGGCUUUCCAAAAUCCUCAAAGCGAGCAAGAACAUACGCUGUAUUCUAAUUCAGAUUUCAAGAUGUUUCCAAGUAUAUUUAUAUUUUUAUAUUGCCUAGCACUUCACAUUGCACUUUUCUAUAGUUUUAUGAGGGGAAAGCAUGUUGUAUCUGUUGGCACUGCAUUUGUGUAUAGUUCUAUUGUCAGACUUAAAUCAUUUUCAGUUAUUUUUAAUGAAAUCUAAUUUCACUUAAUAUUAAGAAGACAUGGGAAAGUGCCUUGGCAUUAGAUCGUUUACCACUACACCUUCAACAUACAGUACCAGUCAAUAGUUUGGCAACACCUACUCAUUCCAUGGUUUUUCUUUAUUUUUACUAUUUUCUACAUUGUAGAAUAGUGAA
Oncorhynchus kisutch (coho salmon) is the source of this 1307-nucleotide messenger RNA. Its product is annotated as regulator of G-protein signaling 20. Bases 95 to 766 code for a protein of 223 amino acids. Lineage: Eukaryota; Metazoa; Chordata; Actinopteri; Salmoniformes; Salmonidae. The record is from RefSeq and is a predicted model, not a curated record. The transcript is spliced from 5 exons.